Monopterus albus (swamp eel) is the source of this 2165-nucleotide messenger RNA. Its product is annotated as PH and SEC7 domain-containing protein 3. The record is from RefSeq and is a predicted model, not a curated record. The coding region runs from base 159 to 2165 and encodes 668 amino acids. Gene Ontology annotation, biological process: regulation of ARF protein signal transduction. NCBI's taxonomy places the organism in Eukaryota, Metazoa, Chordata, Actinopteri, Synbranchiformes, Synbranchidae. Gene Ontology annotation, molecular function: protein binding; phospholipid binding; guanyl-nucleotide exchange factor activity. The transcript has 13 exons.
ACCCACUACAGGCUGACAAUACUGGACUCCCUAUAAACUCGGACAAGCUAAUUGAUCUGCAACAGUCAGAGCUUAAAGCAGAAAGUCUACACUCAGGAAGUGAAGAGAACAUUGAGGCACUUGAAUGGCUACACAAGGGUCAUAGUGAGGAGCCAGAAAUGUGUAAAGAUGUAGAUCAGGACUCUGAAGAGUUAGAGGUUGUGGCUGAGAAUGAAGAAGCACCGACACCAGGAGCUGAAAAUGCAGAGUGGAUUGACAACUCACAAAAGAUACUAGAGCUGACUGAAAAACUGGAGGAGGCCAGUUGUUUAGAGCAGCACAAUUCUGACCAAACAACUUCACAGGACAGAGAACUGUCACCCUGUCCUGAACACUCUGAGUCUGAGCAGCUUGAGAUGGCCAAAGAAUCAGAGCGGAUCCAAGCAGAGGUGUUGCAACCAACAGAACAGCAACACUUUGAAGACUCUGCCCAGUUAGGACAGUCACAACAUCUGGAUCAGGCACCUCAGAUGGAACUGACACCGCAAACUGAAAAUGCAGAGCAGACAGAGGAGGCUACUCAGACAAAGCCUGUUUGUGUUGAAGAUGAAGAAUCUGAAGUUGCAGAACAGCAAGAACAGCAAGAACAGAGGGAGCUAACGGAGCAAAAUGAGCAGUCACCGCCAACAACCGACCUGUCUCAGACUGAGACGUCAGAUCAGGCUGAAGGUGUAGGGGGAAUUGAGAAUGGAGAUGUACAGACAGUUGUGGCAAAUGGAGAGCAACCCACCCCCCCUGAGAUGGCUGCACCUCAUAUGAAUGGAGGGGAGGUGGAGAGACAGAUGGCUCGCUGCCUUGCUGAACGGCUGUAUAAGUUGGACGGGAUCCAACGUCUAGACGUGGUGAAGCACUUAGACAAAGACAAUGACUUCAGUCGUACUGUUGGGGAGGAGUACCUCAAAUUUUUUGACUUCACCGGCCAAUCUCUGGAUCAUGCUUUGAGAUCCUUUCUAAAAGUGGUGAUACUGAUAGGAGAAAGCCAGGAGAGGGAGCGUGUGCUGCAGCAUUUUUCCUGCCGCUUUCAUGAGUGCAACCUCAACUCCUUUUCCUCUUCAGAGGCUGUAUUGACCCUGACGUGCGCUUUGAUGCUUCUCAACACUGACUUGCAUGGACAGAAUGUUGGAAAAUCAAUGUCAUCUUCUAAGUUUGUGUCCAACCUGGAGGGGAUGAAUGAUGGCGAAAACUUCAGCAAGGAUCUCCUGAAAAGUCUUUACAACUGCAUUAAGAGUGAGCCGCUGGAGUGGGCUGUUAAUGAGGAGGAAUUGAAGAGCUCUGUGUGGCCGGUUGAAGAUUCAGUAGAUGCACCACAGCUGCGCUCAAAAACCAACCCCUUCCUGGAUAUUCCUCAUGACAAAAAUGCCACAGUGGUCAAAGAGGGAUUCCUCCAGAGAAAGCUCCACGCCAACAUUGACGGCAAGCGCGCACCAUGGGGGAAACGAGGCUGGAAGACUUUCUAUGGAGUGCUGCGGGGGAUGGUCCUUUAUUUACAGAAGGAGGACUAUAGGAAGGAUCAGCAGACUAACGAGGAGGUAGUGAGUUUGCACCACUCUCUGGCCGAGCAGGCAGCCGAUUACACCAAGAAGCCGCACGUCUUCCGUUUGCAGACCGCUGAUUGGAGGGUUUUCCUGUUUCAGGCCUCAUCCAAAGUGGAGAUGAAUUCAUGGGUCAAUCGUAUCAACCUGGUGUCGGCGCUUCACUCCUCGCCUCCUUUCCCCGCUGCUGUUGGCUCCCAGAGGAAGUUCUUCAGGCCGAUCCUCCCUGCCUCGCAGUCUGCUCACACUCUGGAACGCCAGCUGCAGUCUCAUGGAGGAAUGAUGGAGUCCUUCAAGGCAGACCUGUCAUACCUGCAGCAAAACCCCCCAGAGGGCAGAAAAUCCAGAGCCAAGGAGCUGGAGGAGCAUCGCGUCAGAGCAGAGUACCUGCAGCAUGAGAUGUGUCGCUAUGAGAUCUACAUCCACUCUGUGGGAGAGGAAGAUGAGGAGGAAGGCAGGCUGAAAAAGUCCUACUCCAGUCCGUCUCUGGAGCUGGAGAUGGCUCCCCCGACAGUGAUCAAAGUCAAACGCAACAUCUCUGAAAGACGGACGUAUCGCAGGCCCAUCAUUCCUCGGAGGAACAAAGAGAUCUGA